AUGUCUGAGAUGGCAGAUUUAAGAAUUUCAGUGGAUCAAUACCAGUUCAUCUGUCCAAUUUGUCUGGAUCUCUUGAAGGAACCAGUGACCGUCCCAUGUGGACACAGUUACUGCAUGAGCUGUAUUACAGGCUACUGGGAUCAGGAAGAUCGGAUGGGAAUCUACAGCUGUCCACAGUGCAGAAAGACCUUCUUGCCAAGACCCGCUUUAGGCAAGAAUGUGAUGAUUGCUGAAAUGGUGGAGAAACUUAAGAAGACUGAACCUCGAGAUGCUGUUCUUGCUGGACCUGGAGAUGUGAAGUGUGACGUCUGUACUGGACAGAAAAACAAAGCGGUCAAGUCCUGUCUGGUGUGUCUGAACUCUUACUGUCAAACUCAUUUUGAGGAGUUUCAUUCUGGUGAACGACACAAAGUGAUCGAUGCCACUGGACGACUGAAGGAGAUGAUCUGCCAAAAACACCAUAAGCUUCUAGAGGUUUUCUGUCGCACCGACAAGAAAUGUAUUUGUGUUCUGUGUGUGAUGGAUGAACACAGAAACCAUGAGACUGUAUCAGCUGCAGAAGAAAAGUCUAAGAUGCAGGGUAAAUUGUGGGAGAUGCAGAGAACAUUCGAGCAGAGGAUCCAGCAGAGAAAAAAUGAGCUUCAGGAAGUGAGAGGGAUUGUAGAGUCUCUUAAGCGAUCUGCACAGGCAGCAGUGGAGGACAGUGAGAAGAUCUUCUCUGAUCUCAUUCUGUCCAUUGAGAGAAGCCGCUCUGAGGUGACACAGCUGAUCAGAGCUCAGGAAAGAGCUUCAGUGAGUCGAGCUGAAGAACGACUGGAGCGACUGAAGCAGGAGAUCGCGGAUCUGAGGAGGAAUAAAGCUGAACUGGAGCAGUUCACACACACACAAGCAGAUGACCACAUCAGUUUCCUCCAGAGUUUCCAGUCUCUCUCUCUUGCUGGAUCUUCAAAAUUACCCAAAAUCGACAUCAGUUCUGCCGUCUCUUUUGAUGAAGUUGGGAAAUCUGUCUCUAAACUCAGAGACCAACUAAUUCAGUACUGCAGAGAGGCGAUAGACAACAUAUCUGUGAAACACAACCAGAUCAUUCUGGGCCCUGAAUAUGAGACCAGAGAGGAAUACCUGAGAUGUUUCCGUCAGUUCACUCUGGAUCCAAAAACAACGCACAGCAACUUCAUUCUGUCUGAUGGGAACAAAGCAAUUACUAGUAACGUUCAGCCGUAUCCUGAUCAUCCAGACAGAUUUGAUCGCUGGGUUCAGGUGUUGUGUAGAGAGAGAGUGUCUGGACGCUGUUACUGGGAGGUUGACUGGAGUCAGAGUAAAGAUGCAUGUGUUUCAGUGUCUUAUAAGAGCAUCGGUCGAAAGGGACAGGCUGAUGAGUGUAGAUCUGGAUACGAUGAUCAGUCCUGGAAAUUAUUCUGCUCUCCCUCAAGAUGCCUAUUCACACACGGUAACAAAGUGACUGAACUCCCCGGAGUGUCCAGCUCUAGAAUAGGAGUGUAUGUGGAUCACGGUGCAGGAAUUCUGUCCUUCUACAGCGUCUCUGACACAAUGACCCUCAUUCAUAAAGUCCAGACCACAUUCACUCAACCUCUCUAUCCGGGGAUUUUACUAGGUAAACACACUAAUACAGUGAAAUUGUGUCACCUGAGAGAUUCUGUCAAAUAUAUUCUAAUAUAAGGUCACUGUAUAGUGUAAGAGAACUGAUAAUUUUGCUGAAUAGGUGAAUGAGUCUUAUAUGAAUGAAAUAACAUUUUGUUUUACACCAAGCUUCUGUCUUACCUUAGUCAGAUUAGACGUCAUAUUGAAUUUAACAUGGAUGUAAGAAUGCCACAUGACUGGCAAAUUACCUACAGAUCAUCUUCUUUGAACUUGUUUAAUUUUACUGUCAUAUAUUAUUUCACUAA
Onychostoma macrolepis is the source of this 1904-nucleotide messenger RNA. RefSeq names its product tripartite motif-containing protein 16-like. The record is from RefSeq and is a predicted model, not a curated record. The coding region runs from base 1 to 1677 and encodes 558 amino acids. The transcript has 6 exons. Lineage: Eukaryota; Metazoa; Chordata; Actinopteri; Cypriniformes; Cyprinidae. Gene Ontology annotation, molecular function: zinc ion binding; protein binding.